GUUUAACAUCAUCAACGACUAACGUUUUUUUUUUGUAUAAUGAUUAAUAAUUAUAAGUACACCAGUUAAAAAGAUUAGUUAAAUUUAUAGAUUUAGGUAUAAUAGUGUCUGGUAAAAUGGAAAAUACUAAAUGGGAAGCCGUUUUGGUUGCCUGGGUAAACUGCCUUGAGUUGAGCAAAUCUAUACAAAAGCUGCAGGAUCUUAAGGAUGGAGUUUUUCUAAGAGACUUCCGUAAGCUAAUCAAAAAAUCUGCUGAUCCUCUUCCUGGCGAUGAUUUAACAGUAAUUUUCGAUAUUCUUAUCACAAACUACCCCAAAUUCAAAUUCCCAGAAGAAAAAGACAGUAUUCAUAUAAGUGACUUGCCUUAUUCAGACCUAAUAAACUUGACAUCAUUAUUAAUGCAUUAUGCAUCUGUUUUCGAUAGGAGGAAUGUCUUGACUUCUCCAAUGUGUUACAAUUUGAAAUCCUCGACUCAAAUGUAUAUAAAACAUUUUUUGGAGUUGGUUAACCAUGAUAUUACUUCAAACGAAUUAGAAAAUAUUAUCAAAACGAUUGUAUCAGACGACACUAUUCAUACCCCUCUGAAGAAAAAGAGUCCUUUAAAUGACUUUUUAAAAACUCCAGCUUCUAAACAUAUAAAAUUACAAGAAAUUGACAAGUUGAAGCAAGAAUUAGAAAUUGAAAAAGAAGAGAAAAUCGACUUGGAAUUGGAACUAAAAGAAUUACAAGAAAAAUUUAAAAAAGCAAAUAUACAAUUGAAUCAAAAAAACUCCGAAAUUAAACGUUUAAGAAACGAAGUUGACUUAUUGGAAAUGAGAACCCCACCACAUUUUCAAGAUGUUGAUUCAAGGGAAACUCAAAAACUGUUAAAAUUAGAAAUAGAAAAUUUAGAACAGUAUGUGGCACAAUGUGAAAAAGAGCAUGAGGAAUUGAAAAUGGACAUAAAUAAUGAGAAAAGCAAGUCAAAGACUUUGCAAAUAGACUGUAGAAUAUGGCAAGAAAGAUUUUUUGAAAUUGAUGAGAAAUAUAAAUUUUUUUCUGAACACUCAAAAGAAUUGGAAUCUAGAAACGAGUCAUUACAAGCCCAUUGUGUGGAAAUAGAAGCUCUAUUGAACGAAUUUAGAUGCAAGUCUACUAACUUGGACGAUAGCAAUCUUGGUUUGGUGAAUAGAAGAUCGAAAGGAUACGAUAUUGUGGAAGAUUUGGCACAUUCAGUUGUAGAUGUUCAAUUGAAGGAGGUGCAGCAAAAAUUGGAUGACGCUUUGAUGGAUUUGGACAAUGUUUUGGAUGAGAAGAGGAUGCUGGAAAAGGAAUUAGCAGAUUCAAGAGAAUCCAAUCAAAAGCAACAGCUGGAAAUUGAAGAACUUAAACAAAAAUUAAGUUGUUCAAAUGAAAAAAUUGAGCAUCUAAUUAAAAGUUUGGAGGAAACUAAAAUUGAACAAAGAACCACUGAACAGUUGCUUGAAGAGAUCAAAAUAUCGAAAACUGACUUGCAAAUUGAACUUGAAAACACCUUAGCCCUUGUUAACACCCUGGAAAGUGCCAAAAAAGACAUUGAAAAUGAACUGACCUUGUCAUUGGAGAAGUUAUCCAAAACAAAAUCAAAGAAGGUUCAAUUGAAAAAGGAAUAUCUAGAUAAGUCGCAACAGCUUAAUUCUCUCCAAUCCCAACAUGAAGCAACUAACAAAAAUUUGACAGACACGCAGAAGCAUUUGGCUUCUUCCAAUAACAAAAUUGAACUUUUAUUAAAAAAUGUAGAAGAUUCUAAAUUUGAGCAAAAAGCAACUGAGCAGUUACUUCAGGAAACAAUAGCACUAAAAAGCGAUUUGGAAAUUAAGCUUGAAAAUACUUUAGUUGAAGUAAAAACCCUUGAAAAUGCCAAAAAAGCUAUUGAAAACAAUCUGACUCUGUCAUUGGAAGAAUUAGCAAAAAUAAAAUCGGAAAAAGAUGAACUGAAAAGCGAUCAUUUAUUUACAUUGCAACAAGUGGAAUCAUUACAAUUUGAACAUAAGGAAAUUAAUAGCAAAUUGACAGACACACAGAAGAGUUUGGCUUCUUCCAAUAGAAAAGUCGAACACUUAAUUAAAAAUUUAAAAGAAUCUAAAAUUAAACAAAAAACAACUAAGCAAUUGCUUCAAGAAACCAAACAACUAAAAGCCGAUUUGGAAGUUAAACUUAAUGAAACUUUGGCUGAUGUAGACAACCUUAAAAAAGCCAAACAAGACACUGACAAUAAUCUAGCUCUCUCAUUGGAGGAAUUAACAAAAACAAAAUCAGAAAGGGACGAAUUGAAAAGUGACUAUUUAUUUAGUUCACAACAACUGAAAUCUUUGAAAUUUGAACACGAAGAAAUUAACAAAAAAUUAACAGGCACACAAAAAAUGUUGGCUUCUUCAAAUGAAAAAAUUGAACUAUUAACAAAAAAUAUAGAAGAUUUUGAAAUUAAACAUGAAACAGUUAAACAGGUGCUUCAAGAUACCAAAAAACUAAAAACCGAUCUAGAAAUAAAUCUUGAAAAUACUUUAGUUGAAGUAAACUCCCUGAAUAAUAUCAAAAAAGACAUUGAAAAGAGUCUGAUUCUGUCAUUGGACGAAUUAACAAAAACGAAAUCAGAAAGGGACCAAUUUAAAAGCGAAUACUUAUUAACAUUACAACAACUGGAAUCUUUACAAUUUGAACAUAAAGAAAUCAAAAAAGAUCUGACAGAUUCACAGAAGAAUUUGACUUCUUCCAAUCAAAAAAUUGAACAGUUAACCAAAGACUUGGAAGAUUUUAAAAUUGAGUAUGAAACAACUAAAAACGUGCUUCUAGAAACCAACAUAAUAAAAAGCAACUUGGAAAUUCAACUAAAAGAAACUUUAGUUGAAGUUAGUAUUUUGGAAAAUGCUAAAAAAGAUAUUGAAAGAAAUCUUCAAGAAACCGAAAAACUAAAAUCCGAUUUGGAAGUUAAACUCAAAAAUACUUUGGCUGAUGUAGACAACCUAAGAAAAGCCAAGGAAGAUACUGACAAUAAUCUUGCUCUCUCAUUGGAGGAAUUAACAAAAACAAAAUCAGAAACUGACGAAUUGAAAAGCGACUAUUUAAUUUGUUCACAACAACUGGAAUCUUUAAAAGUUGAGCAUAAAGAAGUAAACAGAAAUUUAACAGACACGCUGAAGAAUUUGGCUUUUACAAAUGAAAAAAUCCAACUGCUUACAAAAAAUAUAGAAGAUUUCAAAAUUGAACAUGAAACAGUUAAGCAGGUUCUUCAAGAAACCAAAAAACAAAGAACCUAUUUGGGAAUAGAGCUUGAAAAUACUUUAGUCAAAUUAAAUACCCUGAAUAAUGCCAAAAAAGAUAUAGAAACGAAUCUGACUCAGUCGUUAGAGGAAUUAUCAAAAACAAAAGCGGAAAGGGACCAAUUAAAAAGCGACUAUUCAUUUACAUUACAACAAUUGGAAUCUUUACAAUUUGAACAUGGAAAAAUGAACCAAAACUUUAUAGAAUCGCAGAAGAAUUUGGCUUCUGCCAAUGAAAAGAUUGAAGCCCUAACCAAAGACUUCGAAGAUAUUAAAAUUAAAAGUGAAUCAACUGAAAAGCUACUUCUAGAAGCAAAAAAAAUAGAAAGUGACUUGCAAACUCAACUUGAAAAUACUUUAGUUGAAGUAAGUACCUUGGAAAAUGCCAAACAAAAAAUUGAAAAGAAUCUAGCCAUCUCAUUGCAGGAAUUAUCACAAAUAAAGUUGGAAAAGGACCAAUUUAAAAACGAUCAUCUGUUGACGUCAAAACAGUUGGAAACAUUACGAUUUGAACAUGAGAAAAGUAAUAAAAAUUUGACAGACAUUGAGAAGGAUUUGGUUUCUUCCAAUGAAAAAAUCGAACUCCUAACUAAAACUUUAGGAAAUUUGGAAAUUGAGCUUGAAACAACUAAACGGGUGCUUCAAGAAACACAACAAAUUAAAACCGAUUUGGAAGUAGAGCUUGAAAAUGUUUUAGUCCAAGUAAAUACCCUGGACAAUGCUAAAAAAGAUAUUGAAAAUAAUCUGGCUCUGUCAUUGGAGGAGUUAUCCAAAACAAAAUCGGAAAGGGACCAAUACAAAAGCGAAUAUUUAUUUACAUCACAACAACUGGAAUCUAUCCAAUUUGAACAUAAAGAAAUGGAGAAGAAUUUGACAGAAACUCAGAAUAAUUUGACUUCUUCCAAUGAAAAAAUUGAACGCUUAACCAAAAAUGUAAAAUAUUUUGAGACUGAGCAUGAAACACUUGAAAUGGUGCUUCAAGAAACCAAAAAACUAAAAAACGAUUUGGAAGGAGACCUUGAAAAUGCUUUAGCUGAUAUAAACAACCUAAAAAAAUCCAAGGAAGACACUGACAAUAAUCUAGCUCUCUCAUUAGCAGAAUUAACAGAAACAAAAUCAGAAAGGGACCACUAUAAAAGCGAGUAUUUAUUUACAUCGCAACAACUGGAAUCUUUACAAUUUGAACAUGAAGAAAUAAAUAAAAAUUUGACAGACACUCAGAAGAGUUUGGCUUCUUCCAUUGAAAAAUUCGAGGUCUUGACCAAAAAUUUAGAUGAUUCCAAAACAGAAUAUGAAACAACUAAACAAGUGCUUCAGGAAACCAAAAAAAUUAAAGCUAACUUGGAAAAUCAGCUUGAAGAUACUUUAAACAAAGUAAGCACCUUGGAAAAUGAAAAAGAGGAUAUUGAAAAGAACCUGGCCCUGAUACUGGCCGAAUUAGCAGGAAUAAAAUCAGAAAGGGACCAAUUUAGAACCGACAAUUUGUAUAAGUCACAACAAUUGGAAUCCAUACAAAUUGAAUUGAUAGACACAAAAAUAAAGUCCGACAAACUCGACGAAACAAUUACAUUAAACACAUUGCUAGAAAAACAAUUAACAGAAAAGAAUAAUGAUUUAGGCAAGGCCUUGGCCGACUUAAAAAACACAACGUCCGAACUAGAACAGUUGAAAAGUGAACUGAAAGAAUGCUUCGAUCUCAUUGAAACAUCUAAAAACAAAAUUGAGAGCCUCGAACAACAUUUGAAGGCUAAAAAAUUGGAAUGCAACAAUCUAAAAUUGGAGAGAGAAAGUAUGAAUUUUUAUUUGGAAGAUUUUUCAAAACAAUUGGAAGAUAGUGAGGAAAAGUCAAAGAGGAUGGAGAAAAAUUUGAAAAGUGCUACCAUGGAGCAGGAAAAACUUGCACAAAACCUGAAAUUAACCAAAGAGAAAUUGAAAGAAACUGAAAACAAACAUUUAAGUGCCUUGGAGGAAAAUAAAAAUCGACUGGAAGCAGAGACAAAUGAUGUCUUGGCCAAAAUUCAGGAAGAAAAUAAGCAAAAUUUUAGAGAACUAGAAAUAAAAUUCACCCUAGAGAAGGACAAUUUAAAACGAGCAGUUGAAGAAGCUGAAAAUCAAUUGAAACUAGCCAAUGAAGAAUCGCAGAAACUUAUAAAACACGCUGAAGAUGAGCAUAUGAAGGCCUUAGAAGAGGCUAAAAAUCAAUUGGAAACAGUAAGGCAUGAAAAAAAUGAAAUUUUAACUUUAUUGACCAAAACUCAAGAAGAAACAAAAUUUAUGAAACAAGCUGACAUUGAGCAUCUCAAGACCCUAGAAGAAGCUAAAAAUCACCUAGCCAACACUUUAGAAGAAAAUAAUCAAAUUGUAAAACAAAUGGAAACCAAAUUUGCUUCAGAAAAGGAAAUUUUGUUAAAAACACUCGACGAAACUAAAAAUAAAUUAAAAUUGAUCAAUCAGGAGCUGGAAAAAGUUAUUUUUGAAAAAACUGAAAUGCAAAAACAAUUAACCAAGGCUGAGAAGGACAGGCUAGCCGUCUUAGAAGAGAUUAAAAAUCAACUUGACAUUGUGAAGCUUGAGAAAAAUGACACUGAAGUUGAAAAAAACACAAUUUUCUUGGAAUUAGAACAUAGCAAAACUACAUUAGAAGAAGUUACACGUUCUCUUCAGGACAUAAAAAACAAAUUUGAUGAAACAGUUGAAGAAAAAACUAUAUUGGAGAAAAAACUAGAAGCAAGUCUAGAAUUGACAUACCAGCUAAAACAGGAAAAAGAAAAUCUAACUAAUUUAAUAGAUGAAACUGUGAAACAACUGGAAAAUACCCAAAAAGAAAAAUCAUUAAUAUCCAAUUUCUUAGAUUUAAAUAGUCAAGACUUGCUCAAAGUACAACAAGAAAAAGACCAACUUUUAGAGGCUCUAGAAAUGAGCAACCAAGACAAGCUAGAAUUGGAUUCUAAGUUGAACUAUCUACAAAACUCUAUAAUCGUCAAAAUCAAAGAAGAUUUGGAAAAGUUGUCUUCCGAAAUGAAAAAUGCAAUUUUUUACCAAAAACAAUUACUGGAUACCAAGGGCAAAGAACUAGAAGAUAUUUUGACCAAAUUUGAAAGUGACAAACAGAAACUCUCCACAUCCAAACAAGAAUCUGACAUCAAACUUGAGGCUGCAUUACAACGAUCGCAACAAUUGGAAAGUGAAAAAAAUAAACUUUUAGCCGAUAAAGGCGAAAUACUGGAAACUCUUCAAAAAUGUAUUAAAGAAAAAGAAGAACUAUUUAGAGAAUUGAGCAAAGUUUCUGGCCAAUUAGAACAGAGCAAUCAGGAACAGGCUGCCAUUUUGAGCGAUUAUCAGGAUAUGGAAAUAUUACUUAAGGAAAAUGGAGACAUUUUGGAGGAAUUGAAAGUGUUGAAGAAGAAGGAGAAUGAUUUUGAAAAGUAUCAACAAGAAAUGGAGUUGUCCUUGAAGGAAAAGAAUGAGCUUCUGGAACAAUCUGCUAAAAAUUUGGCUGAGGCUAAAAGAGAAAAACAAGAUUUUGAAAAGCAGGAAAUUAUUAUGGUAGAUGGUUACGAGAAGUUACUGAAGGAAAAGAACGAGCUCCUGGAUCAGCUAGACAAAGAUUUAGAUAAAGUUAAAAGGGAGAAAGAAGAUUUUGAAAAACAACAGAAAGAGAUCGAGAUUGCCUAUGAAACUUUGUGUGUGGAAAAGAAUGAGCUUUUAAAGGAGAAACAAGAAAUGUAUGACUUUUUGCAAGUAUGUGUGGAGGAGAAAGAAAAAAUGAUGCUGGAAAGAGAUAGGUUCCAAUCGGAAAAGGCAUUAUUACUUAGAGAACAAUGCACCAUGUAUGAAAAAUACGAACUCAGCCAACAAGAAAUUCAAAAAAUCAAAAAGGAACGUAACGAUAUUUUGAAAACACAAACUGAAAUCAUGAAAGAUACUGAAGCGAGCAUUUUAAGGGCGCAUCAAACAGCUAUCGAAGAGAAAAACGAGCUAUUGAAAAGGAUAAAAAAGGACGAGACUGAAAUGGUGAAUUUGAGGAAAAAAAUUGAAGAGCGCAAUUGUCAAGUACAACAACUCGAAAACAUGAAGGAGGUAGAUGACCAAGAAAUAAAAACGCUGAAACAGAAAAGAUCGAGAGACAGAGAAGAAUUCUUGAAUCUUCUUCGAAAGGAGAUCGAAAAGGGUGAAUUGAAAAAAGACAAAAAAGUGCAAGAAAUAAAACUGGAAUAUGAGGAUAAGCUGGAUAAAAUGAAAAAGAAAAUGCUUUUGUUGUACAGAGAAGAAAUAAUAAAGGAAACGCAAAAAUUGAAUGGAGAAUUGGCAGUGGAAAAGGAAAGAGUCGCUUAUUUGGAAAAGAGUAAUAGGGAAUUGAAGAAUAAGCUAUUUGAAGUGGAUUCGGGCAUAAAUAAUGCAAAAGAUAAUUUUUAUUUAUCUCGCGAAUCUCUUCCAAGGCAAGGUGUUUCCAGCCUGAGAGGCAAGGGAAAUAAAGUCUCUGACAGUACUUCAUCAUUGAGGGAUAAUAUCACUGCAGGACGCUCUAGAGAUAAUUUUAUGCAUAAAGUUAAAAGUACCUCAAACUUACCGUCUAUGAGCAGAGAUAAUAGAACAUCAACUUUACCACCACGUUUUCAAAAUAAGGACAACUUCGUUGAAGAAACUGUAACAUUCACAAGGAGAACAUCUAUUAACAGCUUGGGACAAAAUAUUGAAAUGGAGGAUGAAGAAGACGAUAUGUUUAAUGAUAGAUAUCUGGCCGAUUUGAAGGCAGGAAUUUGCAACCCUCAACAUGAAAAUCUGGAGCGAGCAUCUGAACUGGCCAAAAGAAAUUCCAUGGUUCCUAUGCAUUUACGUACCGCUUAUGCUGUGGAAUUACAAGGAGUGACCCCAUCAAAGUGCAAAGAAGAAGACAUAAGGGCUGGCACCAUUGAUCUGGAGAACGAUGACAGCAUGACGUGUCGGUUGCUACCAGGAGAAAAACCGCGACAAAAAAAGGAUUUCGGUACCACUUCCUAUAAGAAACCGGGUCCUCCUACUCCCAGUAAAAAUGGAGGCAGAUCAUCGUUGCAAGGCAAUGAGGUUUUGCCUCUGAGGGAGUCUAAUAGUGGAAACUCACCAAAAAAGGCUACUACUCCGGGACGUAUUAAAGCCUUAUUCAAAGGCUUCCACAAUAGCGCCGGUCGCGACAAUAAUACAGAGAAUGUUACUCCUAAACCCACCAAAAGGACGAGCUUCUUCAAAAGCAGAAGAUAAGUCAUUUUUGUUAUAAUUAAGUGAUUUUUUAGUCAUUAGUUUUUCAAGUUAUAUCACCAUAUUUA
Ceutorhynchus assimilis (cabbage seed weevil) is the source of this 8581-nucleotide messenger RNA. Lineage: Eukaryota; Metazoa; Arthropoda; Insecta; Coleoptera; Curculionidae. The record is from the annotation of a GenBank genome assembly.